Molecule: messenger RNA, 1962 nt
Organism: Talpa occidentalis (Iberian mole)
Lineage: Eukaryota; Metazoa; Chordata; Mammalia; Eulipotyphla; Talpidae
Product: transcription factor SPT20 homolog
Exons: 2
Coding region: 1-1962 (653 amino acids)
Biological process (GO): regulation of transcription by RNA polymerase II
Cellular component (GO): SAGA complex
Molecular function (GO): transcription coregulator activity
Source: RefSeq, a predicted model, not a curated record
AUGCAACAAGCUUUAGAAAGAGCUUCGGGUCGUGCAGAGUCGGUCAUUGAAAGUGUCCGGCAGAGGCCGCCUAAAAGGACAUGCUCCGCUAGCGGGGAGAAGUCUCUCCACCACAAGCUGUACGACAUCUACGCUGAGGAGUGUGAGAAGGAGCCGGAGGGCGCCGAGGAGUUGAGAAGCAGUGUGAACUUGCUGGAGAAGCUGGUGGCGCGCGAGGCCCUGCCGCGUGUGGUGGUGAACCUGUACCCGGGAGAGCAGGGCUAUUCUCUGAUGCUCAAGGGCACGGACGAGGCCUGCUCCGAGACCGUCCGCAUGCGCUACGAGGAAGGGGAGUUGCUGCAGUACCUGGAUGCAGAGCAGUUACCCCCUGUUCUGCUGGAUCUCCUGGAAAAAUCGGAGAUGAAUCUUUUCCACCGCGGGUGCGUCCUCGCAGAAGUUCGGGACUACAGGCAGCGCGGCCCCGGGGCCCCCCCCGGCUACCAGAGCAGGCACGUGCUCCUGCGGCCGACCAUGCAGACCCUGGCCGCGGACGUGCAGGCCAUCGCCGGCGCCCACCAGGACUGGACGCAGGACGACAGACUGCUGCUGGAGAGCCAGCUCAUCUUGGCCACCGCCGAGCCCCUGUGUCUCGAUCCUUCCGUCACAGUCGCCUGCACGGAAAACAGGCUGCUCUACGACAAGCAGAAGAUGAACACUCACCCGAUGACACGGAGCCUCAGGAGGUUUUCCAUGGCUUCUCUGGCCAGGGAGCGGGCGCGCCCUCCCCGCCCGCCGCCGCCCCAGCUCAGCGCCCUGGCGUCCUGGAAAAAGUCCAAAGCAAGCCAAGCGGCUCCGCAGUACGACCUCAAAAUCUGUAAGGUGGGCCACUGUGUAGAUCUGUGGAAACGGAGGCCCUGCGAGCUGGCCGUCCCCUCUGCAGUGGACGUGGAGAAGUACGCCAAGGGCAGGCCGUCUGGGCCGCGAGCCGGCUCCCGGCCCAGCGCGCGGCCCGUCGCGGAGGUCAAAGAGGACUCGGCGCCGGGAGCUGAAGCUGGCAGCGCCGCCCAGACGGCAAGGCCAACCUUCCCGCGGCCGGGUAAGGAUCCACUAUCCUCUGCAGAAAGGCCUCAUGCAGAAACCAGACGUGAGCGACAAAUGUCUCUCCCUGGUGACCCCUCCGCAGAUGACCACUCCAGUCUGGACACGGAUGCCGGGAGGGUCGUCAGCCGGUCCGGGGAGCUGGUCCCGAAGAAGGCCCCCUGCCCGGUCAAGAUGUCAUCGAGCCCCCGUGGCUCAACCAGUCUCAGCCACUUCUCCCCAGGCAAAGCAGCACAUCAGCCCGACACCACCCUGGUUCAGUCUUCAGUCUUGCAGAAGGGAGUCACACAUCUGCCUUCCCCCAUGCAGCUCCUCCCAAGCUCAGGGAAGAGUUCCUCGGGGAACAUCUUUAUUCCAGAACACGCAAGCAGCAUUCUCCAAUCUCUGCCCUCUGCUCCUGCUUCCAAGCCACCGAGUGUUCCCCAGAAAUCCUCUAUGGAAGUGAGUGAGGUUCACAAGAUUCCUCCAGCCACUUCAUUCACUGUCAACUCCUCUGAGGGAAUGACGGUCCUGUCCACUUUCAGGUCCUCACAGAAACUGGUCUGGUCACCUCUCAGUGCAUCCAGGAGAAUCCAGACCCUGUCCACUGCCAUCUCCUCACAGAGAACGCCAGCCACCCCAGUCAUGGCCACCUCCACUGGCCAGGACAUCAUCAAUGUGGUGGGUCCUGUUCUUGGAGCCCAGACUUUGGCCAGUGGGUCCCACCCCAUACAGGGCUCGACUCCUGCCGGAGUCAAGCCCAGCUACCAGCCCUCAGGAGAUCAGACACCAACCUCAACAGAUAAAGCAGUUGAGGAUCUUGCAGCAGCCUGUGGCUGUGGUGACAGCAGCAGCCCCGAAGGCUCAGCCACCAUGCCCGCAGACAGCGAGCCUGUCCACAGGUAA